Sinocyclocheilus grahami is the source of this 1007-nucleotide messenger RNA. RefSeq names its product annexin A3-like. The record is from RefSeq and is a predicted model, not a curated record. Bases 111 to 1007 code for a protein of 298 amino acids. The transcript is spliced from 12 exons. Gene Ontology annotation, cellular component: plasma membrane; cytoplasm; vesicle membrane. Gene Ontology annotation, molecular function: calcium ion binding; calcium-dependent phospholipid binding; phosphatidylserine binding. Lineage: Eukaryota; Metazoa; Chordata; Actinopteri; Cypriniformes; Cyprinidae.
UCGUAACAUCAAUGUCUCUCACGCCCUGAAAAAGCAGGUGGUGAGAAGUUCAACCGGAGAGAGAGCCGUCGUCUAUUACUUUGUAUCGCGAAGAAUCCUCCCAACCAAAAAUGUCAGACUUGUGGGAUGACUUGGAGAAUUUUGCUCGUGCCCCCUCUUCUUCCACAGCAGCGCCAGGAGAGAGAGGCACCAUUAAAGCCAAAGCUAACUUCAACGUCAGUGAAGAUGUUGCAGCUCUCCGUAAAGCAAUUGAAGGCAUAGGUACAACUGAGAAGACAUUGAUAGACAUUCUGACUCACAGGAGCAGCAGUCAGAAGCAGGCUAUUUCAAAGGCAUACCUAGAAACCACAAAUAGGAUUCUUGUUAAUGACCUGAAAGGCGACACCCAGGGCAGCUUGGAGGACCUGCUUGUUGCGCUCGCAAGACCGCUUGCUGUCAAUGAUGCUAAAUGGCUAAUUGAAGCAAUCAAAGGGGCUGGGACGGACAACAGCAUCCUGAUAGAAAUACUUGCCUCACGGACAAAUAAACAGAUCAAGGAACUGUCUGCCGCAUAUGCUGAGGAAACAAAGAAAACGCUGAUACAGAACCUAAAGACAGAGGUUUCAGGGGAUUUUGGCAAAGCCAUCCUUCUGCUUGCUGAGGGUGCGAGGGAUGAAAGCACCAAUGUGAAUGCAGACAAGGCUAGAGAGGAUGCAAAGGCUCUCUAUCAUGCAGGCGAGAAGAAACUGGGAACUGAUGAGUCCAAGUUCAUUGAGAUCCUCUGUAAAAGGAGCAUCCCUCACCUGAGACAAACAAUACUGGAAUAUAAAACCAUCAGUGGCAAGACUUUGCAGAAGAGCAUUGAGAAGGAAAUAUCUGGAGAUCUGGAGGAACUGCUGGUUGCCAUUGUAAAGUGUGUGAUGAGUACUCCUGCAUACUUUGCUGAAAAAGUCUACAAAAGCAUGAAGGUACAGAUAGAAACACAUUAUUGUCUGUCACUUAGACUGGAAACUGAACAAUUCUGGUGA